Aspergillus melleus is the source of this 2222-nucleotide messenger RNA. Its product is annotated as taxilin. The coding region runs from base 460 to 1779 and encodes 439 amino acids. The record is from RefSeq and is a predicted model, not a curated record. Lineage: Eukaryota; Fungi; Ascomycota; Eurotiomycetes; Eurotiales; Aspergillaceae. The transcript has 5 exons. Gene Ontology annotation, molecular function: syntaxin binding.
CGAGACAUCUCGACCUUCCGCGACCCCCCACGACCCCGAUUUCCGUCUCGAUUUCCCAGCUUCCGUGUGCUUUCGCCCGUGAGACGUUCGCUGGCUCUGCAGAACUUGGUUGCAUAGGGAGUCGGUGUGAUCCCGUUACCUCCGAGUUCUGCAAGUCUGUCAAAUAGGCCACCCAGGUACUCCGCUAGUGUCGAGAGGUCGAUUCAAUCCAAAGAGUCGCCGACGAUCGCCUAUUGUGCUCUUGGGACCUCCCCGUCUUCUCGUCAUCCAUCGGUUGUGAGCGUGGUUACAAAUUGACCGUCGUGGUGGCUUUGCGUCAGAACUCCGGAUCCAACCAACCAUCACCCACCGUUCCGUCUUCGCAUUUUUUCCUUGCCGAGAACCAGCCUCGCGACAACCGCCGACAAGACCGCAAGCCGCACAACUUGGUCUGCAGGACCGAGUGAGAAGCCCUUCAUCAUGUCGUCGGCCGCAAUGUCCAAAAAGAAUAAGGGGAAGAAGGUGGCGGAUCCCAAUGAGACGUCAAAGCUCUUAGCGGCCAAGAUCUCUCAGUUGGAGCAAGAUGCAGCCGGAGAGAAGGACCAAGAACAGGAGAUCGAGCGUGAAGUCAAGAAGGCUACGAGAGACCUGAACCAACUCCUCAGCAACAUCGAAUCCCCGAUGACCCGCCUAGAGACAGUUCACAAGAAGUACACUGAACUUUUGGCGGAUAUGAAAAAGCUGGAUCGCGACUAUGCCAAAAGCAAAAAGCGAGCAGACCAGUUACAGAAGGAUCAGGACAAGGGGAAAUCGGAAUUGAGCAAGACCGUUACCAUGAAGGAUAAACUCGAGAAGCUGUGCAGGGAGCUCACCAAAGAAAAUAAAAAAGUCAAGGAUGAAAACAAGAAGCUAGAGGACACGGAAAAGAAGGCGAGGUUGCUUGUCAAUGAGCGAUUGGAUUCGCUCUUGUACGACAUUCAAGACGUCAUGGCCGCCGCCAAAGGUAGUCCACGAAGCGAGAAGGUGGACAUUGACUUGGACGAAGCUCUACGUGCAAAGAUCAAAACCAUCGGCGAAAAGUUUGAGAUGCGGGAAGGGCACUAUCGAACGCUCCUCCGUAGCAAAGACUCAGAGAUACAAUGUCUCACCGCCAAGUACGAAGAGCAACGUCGAGCCGCCGAGAAUGAAGCCGCCCGUUGUCGCGCCCUCAGCUCACAGGUCUCUACGUUCUCGCAUACCGAAGCGGAACUGCGCAGUCAACUCAACAUCUAUGUGGAGAAGUUCAAACAGGUGGAGGAUACGCUAAACAACAGCAACGAACUCUUCCUUACUUUCCGCAAAGAGAUGGAGGAGAUGUCGAAGAAGACGAAGCGCUUAGAGAAGGAGAACCUUACGCUCACCCGCAAGCAUGACCAAACGAAUCGCAAUAUAUUGGAAAUGGCCGAGGAGCGCACGAGGAACCAUGAAGAACUUGAGAAAUGGCGAAAGAAAAGCCACCACCUCGAAGCUCUCUGCCGGCGGAUGCAGGCCCAGGGCCGAGGUCAAGGGCUUGCGGCCGACCUUGAUGGGGAUGAUGAAGGCACGGAGAGCGAAUACGACGAGGACUAUGAAGAUGAAGACGAUGAUGACGAGGGAAUCAGUGACGACGAGUACGAGCUUGAAAGCACCGACCGCGACAUCAACGGCGACCGCGGCGUACCGCAACAACCAGAGAAGCCUGUGUUCGGACCGCCCCCUCCGCCCAAUCUGCUGGAGGCGCGGGCUCACGGAAACAAAGCUGUGAUGAAUGGAUGCCAUUAGCAAAAGUCAGAUAGUCCUCUUGCAGACGGAUCGGUUUUUUCCAAGCCAGACCUGUGGCCAGCAGUCAUGGACAAAGGGUGUUGUUCUAUCCGAGGGUGAACGUACAUACUUCUGUGUAUAUUGCGCAUUCGGUCUGGUCUUGGGGGACAGGUUUUCUGACGAGACAACGUGGGCCGGCAAACUAUGCUCACUGGGAUAUCUUUAUGUUUGAGUGUGUCUGCCUCUGUUCGGGUCUUUUGAGUCGGUUGCAUGUGCAUCGCUCUUGUCCAACACAUACCGAGUUCCGGGGUUCGUGCACAUCGCAUCAUGAUUUGUUUUUAAUUUGGUUCAAUUUUUUACUAGUGUACUUGUACAUGUUAGAUCAACACGCCUAAACGUACGCAUCAUGGUUUCAUGAAGACACAAAAAAAAUACUAUUCACUGCAGAGUUCAAGUCCUAUCUC